Molecule: messenger RNA, 5296 nt
Organism: Pygocentrus nattereri (red-bellied piranha)
Lineage: Eukaryota; Metazoa; Chordata; Actinopteri; Characiformes; Serrasalmidae
Gene: bmp10
Product: bone morphogenetic protein 10
Exons: 2
Coding region: 564-2030 (488 amino acids)
Biological process (GO): SMAD protein signal transduction; BMP signaling pathway
Cellular component (GO): extracellular region
Molecular function (GO): cytokine activity; growth factor activity
Source: RefSeq, a predicted model, not a curated record
CAUACACACACGCACAUAGACACACUGGGACACCAUCAGCACUGAAAUGCAGAGCUUCCCAGCUCAUAGAUAAGGGACAGAGAGAAAGCAAGAGAUAGUGAGAGAGAGAGCAAGAGAGAGAGAGAGAGAGAGAGAGAGGAAAAAACACAAGAAAAGAAGAAAAGAGAUGCCACAGUAGAGCUCAGUGAAGCCACCCUUCAAGGCAAACUUCUUCAGACAUCAAACACACAUCAAAAGGUGUGUGGAGGAAUAAAUGCCCUGAGAUCUGCAGCAGGAGCACUACAAAGCCGUGACCAGUGUCCAGCUGCAUAUAUCUAGAACGGGGCAGAGCACUUGGCCCUCCACCACAACACCAGCACUCCAUUCACUUCUGGACAAGAACUGCCAGGAACCACCUGGAUCAGCGUUGAGGGAUCUUUUGCAAGCUCUUCAAAAUCAAACCAGACUCGGAAUUAGUGUUCCUCCCUGGAUCUACCAAGAUUUUCUUCUUGUGUGAAGCCUCCUGCACGUUGGAGAGUGCCUACAGCUGAUACGUGCUUCCCACACCCCUUUUGCCUCUAACCAUGGCUGGCACUGGGGUUUGGAAAUAUCGGUUAACGGCCACCAUGCCUUUUCUCCCCUUUCUCCUGCUCCUCUUGGGGCCUUUCUUCGUUCACUCCAGCCCCAUCGGCUCCCCGGAGAGGCACCGUCCUGCCCCAGGGCUAGAUGACGGGCGUGGAGGGAUGAUGGAUCCCUCUUUUCUGGAGCAAGACAGCGAGGUAGACAUGCAGAGCCUGCUGGAGAAUCUGCGAGGGCAGUUCCUCCGGACCUUCAACCUCUCGGGCCGUGGGCCACCUAUGCAGCCUGGGGCACCCCGUGUGGAGCCCCCAGAAUACAUGCUGGAGCUGUACAACCGAUUUGCUAAUGAUCGCACGGCCAUGCCGUCUGCCAACAUUGUGCGCAGCUUCAAAAAUGAAGACUCCGCCCCAUGCAAUGUGGGAAGCGACGGUGUGAGGCGGCACCCCCUCCUCUUCAAUGUUUCUGUCCCGCAUCAUGAGCGAGUAACAGCUGCUGAACUGCGCCUCUACACCCUUGUCCAGACUGACCGGCACCUGUAUGCUGGUAUUGACCGCAAGGUGACCAUCUACGAGGUGGUGCAGCGAGACACCAACAGCAGUCAGCCAAGACGAGGGGAUGUUUUUGAAGAAGGAGGAGAGGAAGAGACACAGCUGGUAGAGUUGGCUUCACGGCAGGUCUACGGCAUGGACAACGGAUGGGAGUCAUUUGACAUGACUGCUGCCGUGCACCACUGGCGCAAGUCUGACUAUGGCACCACCCACAGACUGGAGGUCCAUAUUGCAAGUCUAAACUUGCAGUACAUGGCUGGACAGAAUGAGUCAGAGGCCGAAGGUCCCACCAUGAGUGGGGACAUGGAAAUUGACACCAGCCCAGAAGAGAGACACAAACCUCUGAUGAUCGUUUUCUCCAAUGACCAGAGCGGUGACCACAGAGGAGACAAACAGGAGUUAAGCGAGAUGAUCAAGCAUGAAACGACGGGCCCGGACCUAAAUGACAACCUGGGGCUGGAGCUCACAGAUCCCUGGAGGGAGCUGGGCACUGUGGAAAAAGGUGGACAGAGCAAGGAGGAGGAACCAGGUGAGGAAGAUCUCCUCCAGAUGCGAUCCAACCUCAUAUAUGAUACAGCCUCCAGGAUUCGAAGGAAUGCAAAGGGCAACCAGUGUAAAAAGAGCUCCCUUUACGUAGACUUCAAAGACAUCGGCUGGGAUUCUUGGAUCUUAGAACCUCAAGGCUAUGAGGCAUACGAAUGCACAGGAAUUUGCAAUUACCCCUUGACCAAACAUGUCACUCCAACCAAGCAUGCCAUUGUGCAGACACUGGUCAGCAUCAAAAGCCCAGACAAAGUCUCCAGAGCUUGCUGUGUUCCCACUAAACUUGACCCUAUCUCACUGCUCUACCUGGACGAUGCAGGUGUGGUCACCUACCAGUAUAAAUAUGAGGGCAUGGUGGUGGCAGAGUGUGGUUGCAGAUAGUUCUGAGAGGGUCUGAUGUGCCAAACCUUUGGGCCUGGCUAAAGACAAUGAGAAAUGGGGACCUUUCAAUGUCUUAGGUUCAGAGAAGAAAAGACUGUAAAGAAACUGUAAGUAGUUUCAGGGCAACAGGCCAAAAUCAAGACAGAAGAUGUCCCACAGAAGGAGAAUGGUUCCUUGUAAACUUAAAUCAAACUAGAGCCAUGACUGAUCUGCAGAUGCCUUUGUAUGUGACUCUUCAAAGCGACAUCAGAAAAGGACGAGAAGUUGGGAAACUUUUGGCAUAAUAAUCUAGUGUGUUGUAACAUUGCACUUAGUGCUUAUAUUUAGAUUUGCCCUUCUGUAAGAAAGUAUACUUCAUGUUCAUUUCAGGAACAGAGAAAAGGGAACAUGAAAAGUGAGAGACAAGAAGACAAAGUGUACAAGCCAUGAUAUCUCUUUGACCAAUCUCUGAUCGAGUGGAAUAUGAUGCAGCAGACCUUUUUCCAGACGUUGUGCAAUAACUGACCAAGGACAAACCCAGCAUCCCUACAGGGGACUCAAUGCUACUUAGAGUGUUCAAGGAAUAGAUUCUGUUAUCUCAAAGCAAGAUUAUGUAAAUCAUUUUUGAUGUAUUUUGAUGCUCUUACCUAUUUGCACAAAUCUCCUCUUUAUCCAAUAGCAGCAGUGGUCAACUCUGCUCCAAAAACAUAGGGGCUGAGGCCUUAACCAUGGGUCAUCUUGACAGAUACAUCCCUGGUUCUUUCAACAGCAUUUUCAGUCAACAAGGUCUAUCUAAGUGGGUGUCUCUCAAAUAUGGAAGCUUGAGUGUAGAGGGCCUGUGAACUGGACACACUGUAGGGUCGUUCAAAUGACCCUGGCAGAGGCAGGAUGCUUGCAGAAACCGCCUAGAUCCAGUCUUCUCAGUGUCAUAUCUGCAUCCCCCCUUCUGCCGUGUGUCAAUAUACAGUUUCCUGCCUGGCUGAAUGCAUUUGAUAUGGGCCAUCUGAGGCAAAGCAACUUUGUUAUCUGGGCAGUCUUUCAAGGAAAGGAAACAUGUGAAACUAACCAGAAUGAUCUGGAGUGAGAUGUUCUCUUGGACGAUGAGAAAACUUCUGAGCAGAGUUUUACGUGGACACUAUCUGGACAUUCUGCAUGCAACGGAAAGUACCAUACAAAAUUUCUGUUCUUUUGUGAAAGAGGCCCAGGUGCUGGACAAGGGACUAUUGAGAUUCCUCAGACUGACCACAGUUAAAUUGUAGGAAAAUUCCUUUGCCUAACAUACGACUGGAUUAAUAUGAUUGGAAAACACAGCUUUAAUCCGUCUUUACCUUGUCACUGACCUAGUGUGGAAUUGAUAAAGUAGCACUUUCACUAGCCACUAUACUAUCAGGUCCCAGAGUAGGGCAGAUGGAGGAAGCCGCAUGCUCUUUCAAUUGUCCGAGGGCGUCAGUCAUCAUCAUGAGGGUGGGGGUGGAUGUGAGGAAGAGGCAUGGGGUUAUAGGGUUAUCUUCAUACUGUUGCCUUGCAUGCCGUGUGAGCUGAGCUCUCAGCCCUGGACCGGUCCGUGAUAAGAAGGUGUCAGGGCUGAGAAACAUGCAAGUGGCCAUUCCAAGCAACUGGGGAGGUGGGAGCGAAGGCUGUCAAGAUUCCAAGCUUUACUUCAACUCCCUUCCUGACCUCAAUCUGGUCUCAUUUACAGACACUGGUCCCCUUCCCCCCCGUUACUUACACCCUCUCUUCUUCCUUCCCCUUACCUCUUUUCUAUCGUGGACAGACUCUUCCUCUGUUGUCCCUUUGUCUCACUUUCUCUCUAAAGUUUCACUUGCGUAGAACAGAUCCCAGGAUUUUCUUCCAACUGCCUGGACAGCUCUGCUGGUGGUGUGAUCUAACUAGAGAAGCCGGGCCGUUGGAAUAAAAUCCUGGGAAAGAUUUUUACCUUCUGGACCUGAAUUUUACACCUCUGCAGAUUGGAUUCCCAGAAAAUUAUCGAACAUAUGACAGUUGCCUAACAAAGUGUGCCCUUACCCUUAAUAAGCUUCUUAACAGGACAGAGCGCUCUUAAGAUUCUUUAGAUUACAUUUUUCUUGAUUGUUUUGUAAUGAUCCUUCUGGGAAGUCACUAACAACCAAAUCAAUUCAAAGCAAGUGGGGACAGUUUAGCAGGAUAUUUAGCAUAUAACUGGCUUGUCUCUACUACCUUUUAUGAGUUAUUAGCUACUUACGUAUGUCGGAAUUAGGGAAAAGGGGAAGAAAGAUACCAAGCUACAUACAGUGUCUCUAACGGCAAUGAUAUGGGGAAUUUUUGAAGUGACUGUUCGACCAAAAAUACUAACAAGCCACGUGUUCGUAUCAAGCAUGAUACUUUGAUGGAGCGCAGAAAAGCGUUUUUUUGUUGUCAUUAUGUUGAAUAGCAUUGAUUGGGACCUUAAUAGCGUCUCUGCCACACGUCACAUCACCACAACCGAUUCCAAAGUCGUCAAAACAAAGGUCUCUGCAAACCUGUCUACAUCACGAAGCUCAUGAAAUAUGGCUUUUGUACUGCUGCUUUAAGACCAAUGCUUAUUUAUUGAUUAAUUUAUUAAUUUUAUUGUCUGUUAAAUCGUUUUGUAUAGCAAUAUGUGUAAAUAAACACUUUAUACACAUGAAUCACUUAAUUACCUUAUAAUGAAAGACAUGUGGAUGUGCUUUGUCAGUUAGAGAUGUUCUGUUUUGCGCCACUGAUGCUUGUAAAACGCUUCGAUGUCAGGAAACAACAUCUUAGCAGCUUUGAUGAAUUGCUUUAGAGCAGCCAAGUUCGUACAUUUGAGCAGAUGCUGUGACAUUUGUGCAGAUCCUGUGCAGAUCAUCUACACCACCACCCCACCCCCACACCCCCCAAAGCCACCCACAUUGGCCACUCCAAGAAAACCAGAUAUUUUUAGAUGUGACACUCCUUAUUUAAACACUAGAGCUGUUCAUUUAAGCACAGCUUGGAGGGGGAGCGAUUCAUAACUUUUAACUUUCCAUUGAGAACAUCGCUUAUCUGGUCCAGGGCCAAAGUUCACACGUGUCAGAAAGAUCCUAAGCCAUGGGAAACUGACUGGAAGCUAAUGACCACAUUCAGCGAUCUGCACAACAUGCACAAAAGUCCCACACAGCUGCCUCCAUCAUAUCUUCCCCGCCUUGAAAAAAUGAUCACUAGACUGUGGAUUUUGGGACUUUUAGCGCGCUUUGCUAAUAGAUGUUGGAACAGUGGUGUAUUUGUAUUGUAUCAACUGUCAUGACUGUAAAUAAACUGUGAGAAGAAGU